Nicotiana tabacum (common tobacco) is the source of this 651-nucleotide messenger RNA. The record is from RefSeq and is a predicted model, not a curated record. NCBI's taxonomy places the organism in Eukaryota, Viridiplantae, Streptophyta, Magnoliopsida, Solanales, Solanaceae.
AUGAGGAGAUUUCAACAGCCACAUUGGAGCGACGUUUGGGGGUAUGAUGAUGUGCAUGGUGGCUUCGGUUUUGGAGAUAGGAACGGAGGAGGAACUUCUCUGUUGGACUGUACUAGAGCGUUUGAUUUGGUGAUAGCAAACUCGAGUUUUCCGAAGAAGGUAGAGCACUUGGUCACUUUCUGGAGUUCGGUGUCCGUGACUCAAAUUGAUUAUCUUCUCUACAGGAAGUCUGAUAUAGGACUUUGCACAGAUUGUAAGGUCAUCCCGAGUAAGAACCUCAUGACCCUUCAUAGGUGCGUGCUCAUGGACCUUGAGAUCACGAGGAAGAGGAGGAAAAUAGUGGUGUAUAGCCAACCUAGGAUCAAGUGGGGAGCCUUGAUAGAAGCCAAAGCGCAGGGGUUGGAGUGCAUUAGGAAAGCCACUAGAGAGGUAUUAGGGAUCUCGAAGUGUUACUCUGGUGGACACAGAGGAGACAGGUGGUGGAAUGGAGAGGUGAAAGAAAAAGUGGAUACCAAGAAAGCGGCAUAUCUGAAGCUAGUGGAAAAUGUAGACGAGGAGGAGAGAAGGGUGAAUAAGGUGCAAUAUAAGUUAGCUAAGGAGGAGGCAAAAUUAGUAGCUACGACAGCCAAAACUGCACUUUUGGUCAUUUGA